CGUAUUAAAAUUAUAACAAUAACGGUUAGUCCUUGACUACUCCGGCCACAAUUCGUGGUAUAAAAGCUGUCAGUGUGCAGCUUCAGGCAUCAGUCACUCAGUGUACAGUACUAUAGACAACAUGAAGUUCUUGAUUGUAGUAGCUCUUGCCGUCGCGGCAGCAUCCGCUGAUGAAGCCAAGAAGACCGAGAAACGCGGUGUUGCCGGUCUUGGUUAUGGGGGUCUCGGCUACAGCGGCCUUGCCGGCUCCGGACUUGGUGGUUAUGGUGGCUACAGCGGACUUGGCUACGGUGGUGGCUACGGCGGAUACGGCGGAUACGGUGGUGGAUACGGCGGAUACGGAGGAUACGGUGGAUACGCACCCGUUGCAGUAAGCAAAGUUGCCUACACCACCGACCACACCGGUUACAGCGGUCUUGGCGGAUACGGAGGCUACGGUAGCCACGGUCUCGGAGGUCUUGGAGGUUACGGAAGUUACGGAGGAUACGGUGGAUACGGGUCAUACGGAAACGGCUACUACGGCUCCUCAGCUGCCGGUUACGGAGGUCUUGGCUACGGCGGUUACGGCCACGGUCUUGGCUACGGAUACCACUAAACUAUAACAACUACAUUAGAUGGCGCUGCUAACUAACAUCUAUCUCGCACAUUUUUUUGUAAUACUUUAAUGCUUUUUAGCAAGUUGGUAAAGUAUUUCAAUGCAAUGAAUUGAUUCGCAAUAAAGAAAAGUGCCAUCUAGUGACGAUAUAAUGUGUUCAUAUAAAUACUCAACCGGAGAGCAUUCAUGACAAAUCAAGAUCAUUAAAACUACCUUUUGUGAUAUUUUGUACAAUGAAUUUUAUGUAUCAUUUGUAAAUAUGUAAUAAAGUUAUUAUAUAUACA
Molecule: messenger RNA, 879 nt
Organism: Pieris napi
Lineage: Eukaryota; Metazoa; Arthropoda; Insecta; Lepidoptera; Pieridae
Gene: CPG6
Product: keratin-associated protein 19-2-like
Exons: 4
Coding region: 122-595 (157 amino acids)
Source: RefSeq, a predicted model, not a curated record